UCUGUUUUUCAAUUUCAUCUCAACAUAUUUGUCAACAUUUAACUAGAAGGUCUUGUACUGGAAAAAUUAGUAAUUAUCUGGAAUACUGUGGAAGUACAACCGUGAUAUAAAAAGUAAAUGGAAACCACCUACCAAAAAUCGAAUGAUUCUCUAUCCACAAUGGCUGCUAUGUAUUCCAACGCGAGUGUUAACAGUAGCUUUGACUUAGAUUUAAGGAAUGGAUCCAGAGAGAAGAUAAACACUCCUUCUUCUUCUAUCCAGACAAUGAAUGAAGUAACUAAAUGGAUGGCAGUUGGAAUCCUGGUAGGAAUUUUGGUGUUAAACUCAACUAUACUGAUAUUACUUUUUCGCAAGAAACAUAACAGUAGAAUGGCUUUCUUUGUACAAAACUUAGCUGCAGCAGAUUUCUGUGUUGGUAUUAUUUAUGUUUUACCCGAGCUUAUCGUAUUUAGAUUUCAUAUCGGUUGGACAAGAUACGCAUGUUAUAUAUUGUAUGGAGUGAAAAUGUUUCCGCUUUACGUAUCUACGUUUGCUAUUGUUACCCUGACACUAGACCGUGUGUAUGUUAUUCUAAGACCUAUAUCUUCAUCUGGCAGAGGUGUAAAAUACAGAGUAUCAUUAAUAAUGACAACAUGGAUUCUAGCAAUAUUACUUUCUAUACCAUAUAUGGUGUGUGUAAGAUUCAACAAUGGAAAAUGUGUACAUGAUUUUGAAAAAAAGGUUAUGCUUAUGUUUGAUAUCAGCCUCAUUCUGAUUCUGCCUGUCGUGAUCAUUGGAGUGUGCUAUACAUGUAUUAUUGUGACAAUUUGUCGUCGCGAGCGAAAUGAACUUUUGAAUGAAAGUACUAAAAGAAGCACUAAUUCAUCACGUAAAAACGAUGGUCAAAAAAAAGGUACAAGGAAACCUUUCAUUGCUCAGGCAAGAAUACGGACCAUUAAAUUACUUCUGAUCAUCGUAACUGCAUACAUUGUUUGUUGGACCCCGGUUUGCGUUGGUACAUCAUUGAUGAUGUGGAAAUGGAUUAAAUUAGGAGCUACUUAUCAACUUCUGUACGUCUUGGCGCCAUUGAAUAGCCUCGUGAAUCCUCUUGUGUUUUUAUUGUUUCAUGGGAAAAUUUUCAAAAGAAAAGAGUUUGGAACUUACAGAUUUAACCCGUCUGGAACAUUAAAAACGUCAAUUUUUACAAACGGGCCUGGAAAGCAGGUAUCAUCCAGGUGUUAGCUAUUUUUUUGGUCUCUAUAUAUUUUUUUCUGUGUUAACUGGUAAUCUGAGAAAAAAGUUUUGCACACUGCCAUGUCUACUGUACAACUUAAUGAUUUUACAUUUAAGGUUGUUUGUUGUCGAUAAAGUUAAAAAAAAAUAAUCCGGGAAUACAUGAUUAGUUCAUAGCAAGUCCGUUGUUUUCAGUCCAAUCUUUUUUCCGUACACCUGGUAAUGUACUGUAAAAAGAUAGCAAUAUAUGCAGUGUUGAAACUAGUACAAUGUCUAUAUGCUAUGUAAACAAGGUCUCAAUGUAGUUUUGCGAUGAAUAGAAACAAUAAAGCGCUGUUUGUCUGCUCUUUA
Molecule: messenger RNA, 1563 nt
Organism: Mytilus trossulus (common blue mussel)
Lineage: Eukaryota; Metazoa; Mollusca; Bivalvia; Mytilida; Mytilidae
Product: mesotocin receptor-like
Exons: 7
Coding region: 118-1221 (367 amino acids)
Biological process (GO): neuropeptide signaling pathway
Cellular component (GO): plasma membrane
Molecular function (GO): G protein-coupled peptide receptor activity
Source: RefSeq, a predicted model, not a curated record